Molecule: messenger RNA, 474 nt
Organism: Spirometra erinaceieuropaei
Lineage: Eukaryota; Metazoa; Platyhelminthes; Cestoda; Diphyllobothriidea; Diphyllobothriidae
Source: the annotation of a GenBank genome assembly
AUGGCUGCUGAAGUUGAACCAGAAGAUCAGAAGAAGAAGAAGAAGAAGAAGAAGAAGAAGAAGAAGAAGAAGAAGAAGAAGAAGAAGAAGCGAUCGCUGGAACAAGGCCUUUAUUCGCCCGACUUUUCGGAUUCUCACUUGAACCCAUCAUCAGAGGCAGUGGCAGAAAAGGGUGACUCGUUCACAGGACGUUGCAGUAUUUAUUGGAUGCAGUCGCAAUGCUACCGCAUACCUAUAGUAAUUAACCACGCUCCUCUUCAUCACGACUUGUUGCCCGCUGGUGCGCUAAUUGCGCAUGUGCUGAGGCAUAGUCUGGACAAAGUAACUGACCUCUCGGGGAGCUCGCAAGCCAGUGAGCCAGAUGACCGAGCAAUCGUCACGCCAGCACCCAACACGGGUGAUGAGAUUUCAGCAAUUAACAACUUACAUACCGGCCAUCGAGCAAUUAGCGCACCAGCGGGCAACAAUUCUUGA